Molecule: messenger RNA, 1671 nt
Organism: Chlorella variabilis
Lineage: Eukaryota; Viridiplantae; Chlorophyta; Trebouxiophyceae; Chlorellales; Chlorellaceae
Exons: 6
Coding region: 1-1671 (556 amino acids)
Biological process (GO): tRNA processing
Molecular function (GO): ATP binding; ligase activity, forming carbon-nitrogen bonds
Source: RefSeq, a predicted model, not a curated record
AUGACGACCCUGGCCCGCUACGUCGCAGCCCUGCGCAAUUGCGGGCUGCGCUCCAGCGACCGCGUGGCGGUGGCGCUGAGCGGCGGCCCCGACAGCCUGGCGCUGGCCUCCAUGACCGUGUGGUGGCAGGGAUUUGUGCGGAACCAGGUGCUGCGCAGGGACCGGUUGCGGUCGCAGCAAACCCCGCUGGCCCUGAUAGUCGACCACAAGCUCCGUCCAGAGAGCACGGAGGAGGCACACGCGGUGGCAGCCCAGGCAGAAGGGCUGGGCAUGCAGACGCGGGUGCUUGCCCUGGGCUGGCCGCCUGGCGAGGUGGCACAGGGCGACAGGAUGGUGGCGGCGCGGGAGGCGCGCUAUGCAGCGCUGCUGCGGGCCUGCGGCGAGAUGGGGCGCACCCACCUGCUGCUGGCCCACCACGCCGACGACCAGGCGGAGACCUUCCUGCUGCGCCUGCUGCACGCCAGCGGCGUGGUGGGCCUGGCCUGCAUGCCGGCCGUGGCCGAGAAGCGCACAGAGUUUGGGCGCAUCAAGGUGGUGCGCCCGCUGCUGGGCUUCCACAAGGCUGAGCUGGAGGCGUACUGCCAGCGCAGCCGGCUGCCGUACAUCGUGGACCCAACCAACUCUGAGCUGUCCUACCACCGCAACCGCAUCCGCCACGUGCUGCGCCAGAUGCCCUCCCUGGCGGACCGCAGCGGCGGCGACAAUGCCACCGGCAGCAGCGGCGGCGGCAGCAGCAGCGGCGGCAGUGAGAGGCUGGCGGGAACCGGGGCAGGCAGGCCUGCCGCGCCUGCCACCAUCUGGCAAGAGGAGAUAGAGGUGCCUGAGCGUGGCUCUGGAUCCAGCAGCAGCAGCGACAGCAGCGGGACCGGCACCGGCGGCAGCGACGGCCAGUCCAUUGUCGAAGACCUGCUGCUGCUGCAGCGGCGCUGCCAGGCUGCCGGGCAGCGGCAGCAAAUGCUGAGCGAUCAGGUGCUGCAAUGGGCGGUGCUGCGCACCUCGUGCCCAGACCUGCCCACGCGGCCGCGGGAGGAGCAGCAGGCGGGGCAGCCGCUGCUGGUGAGGCCGGGCAGGGAGAUGUCGGAGGCGCAGCUGGAGGCAUGGCGCCGGCGGCAGCAGCGGCGGCAGGCAGAGUCGGCGGUGCGGCACGCGUGGAGGUCGCAGCAGCCCUGGUUCAUCGACUGGGAUGCGAGGCUGACUCUGGUGGCGCGCGCGCUGCGGUCGGUGCCCUUUGCCCUGCUCAGCGCCCCCUGCUUCUUUGAGGGGCAGGUGCAGGAGCAGGUGGCGCUGGGCGCGCUGGGGCGCGUGCUGCAAGCUGUGUCAGGCCGCAAGUACCCGCCGCCGCUGGUGCACACCACCCGGCUGCGCCAGAUGCUGCUGGACGGGCGCAUGGAAGCCGUCUUCACCGGCGGCGGCUGCCUGGUGCGCCGCCUGCCGCGCAGCAAGGGGCGCAACCUGCUGUGCACGCCGCACGACCAGCACCUGCGGGCAGAGGAGCUGCUGGCGCGCCUGCCGCCGAUCAACGAGUACGAGGCGGCGCGGCAGCAGAAGAAGCGGGAGGCGGCGGCGGCGGCGAAAGCGGCAGCGAAAGCGGCGGCAGCGACAGAGGCUGAAGCCCGGACACUGGUGCAGGAGGAGGAGGAAGGAGGCAGCGAGGCUCUGCAAAACUCAUAG